ACCUGAAACCGGAGGGGGAGGGUAGCGGGACGAGCAAUAGUAUAGUCAGAGAUGGUGGUUUCAUCGGCAGAGAAUAAUACUGUUGUUUGGUGUCACUUGAUUAUUUUUUAAGUAGGUGAUUUUAGUGUUGAAAUGUUGUAUUUAAAAUACACGUUAGAACUGCAAUCACUAGAUUGACACAUGUUAAUUUAUCUGUGUGUGGACUGCGCAGUGUAGCGGAAUCUUUACUGUGGACUUGAAGACUGAGAAAGAGCAGGAUUUCUGGGAGAUGUUGAGAGCCAACAACCCGAAGACAAAGAACUGACUUUCGAAGUUUAGAGAAAACCGCUGUCCUACAUAUCUGAAGGCCCGAUUUGGAAACCGCUUUCGAGCCGCUGUAGCACUGCGAGAGAUAGUACUACAGGCGAUAUCUGCAUAGACUGCAAAAAAAGAGAUUUAAGAAGAAAAACGUGUCAGGGAUUUCGUUUACAGUACAGUUAUGGGGUUGUUAUUUGCAAAACUCUGGAGUUUCUUUUGUAACCAAGAACAUAAAGUGAUCAUCGUUGGACUGGAUAAUGCCGGGAAGACAACAAUCCUUUAUCAGUUUUUGAUGAAUGAAGUUGUUCACACAUCGCCUACUAUAGGAAGCAAUGUAGAAGAAAUAGUUGUCAAAAAUACCCAUUUCCUAAUGUGGGAUAUUGGUGGACAGGAGUCACUCCGAUCUUCAUGGAACACCUAUUACUCCAACACAGAGUUUAUCAUUUUAGUUGUGGACAGCACAGACAGAGAGAGGCUGUCGAUCACAAAGGAAGAACUGUACAGAAUGCUGGCUCACGAGGAUUUGCGGAAGGCAGCAGUUUUAAUUUUUGCAAAUAAACAGGAUAUGAAGGGGUGCAUAUCGGCUGCUGAAAUUUCAAAUUACCUCACCCUUAGCUCUAUAAAGGAUCAUCCAUGGCACAUUCAGUCAUGCUGUGCGCUUACAGGAGAAGGUUUAUGCCAAGGCCUGGAGUGGAUGACCUGUAGAGUUGGUGUGAGAUAACUGCUUGAACAACAAAGACACUUCCUAUUUAUUCUUCAUACAGUACAUGAACAUUGUUUUCUGUUACCUGUGGCUGGAGGAGUGGCUGCUUUUUAAUUUAUCACAACACAAACCUCUCCAAACAACACUUGAAUCAAGUGAUAUUGACUUUGGAAGCUCUGUAGACCUUUAUAAGCUACCUUUACGAACUAGCUUUGAUGUGCUGGAUGCACAUUGUAGCGCAUCUGUUUUUCACACAAGGCUUAAUACAUGUAAGAUUUUAUUAUUAUUUUUAAAUACUAUAUACAUACCUUCUACCCACUAUGCGGACAUGUCUUAGAGUUUAAGAACUAAAGCUUUUCUACUGCAUAAUUUCAUAAUUUCUAGGAUUGCUAUCACUGGUUGUUUUUAUAGUAUAUUAAUACAGGGGCAUGUAAAAUAGGAAAACACCCAAGCACUGCUUUAUCAAUUUGUGUGUCCCUGUGCAAGUAAAAACUGUAUGAAAAGUGCACACUAAACAAUACAGUUGGUUGAAGCUACUGACUGUUCAAGCAGCUUUGGUGAAAGUUAGUGAGGCUUUUACUUUUAUAUGUACAAAAUGAAUGCAUGUUACUCAAGCCACUGUCAUUUCAAAUUCAAUCCAAUGCAGAAAUCUCCAUAAUUAUUAUUAAUAAAUAAUAAUAAUAAUAAUAAUAAUUGAGAAUUAUGAGAAUAAGACUAUUUAGGGGUGCACAUAAACUACUGUAGAAUAAGCUGAAGUGGGUUGUAUUGCCUUUGGAUUGCUGUACAUUUCUUUAGUAUUUUGGUUGUGUAAUAUGCAUUGGGCGGACAGUGUAAUUCUCAAGUCAGCUGGACACUGCAGUACGGGGGGGGGGGGGGGGCAGCAUUCAGAACUGACAUUUAGGUGUUUUUUUUUUUUUUUGUAUAUAAACAGUUAAAUUGACUGAUGAGAGAAAUGCUGCCUAUGUUAAAGGUUAAUGCUUUAUAGUUCUAGCAUUAAAGGCCACUUGCAGUGACA
Acipenser ruthenus (sterlet) is the source of this 2015-nucleotide messenger RNA. RefSeq names its product ADP-ribosylation factor-like protein 5B. The coding region runs from base 479 to 1018 and encodes 179 amino acids. The record is from RefSeq and is a predicted model, not a curated record. Gene Ontology annotation, biological process: vesicle-mediated transport; intracellular protein transport; protein localization to Golgi membrane. The transcript is spliced from 6 exons. Gene Ontology annotation, molecular function: GTP binding; GTPase activity. Gene Ontology annotation, cellular component: trans-Golgi network; cytoplasm. NCBI's taxonomy places the organism in Eukaryota, Metazoa, Chordata, Actinopteri, Acipenseriformes, Acipenseridae.